AUGGGGCGGGCUGGUCCUGUGCCUCCCGGAGCCCGCCGGGCUCUCCUGGCCUGCGGGACUUCGGCGGCCAGAGAAGGUCCUGCGGCUGCUGGCUCCCGUUUGCUGUCCCGGGGCAACGGUUUGGCCCCCAGGGUGGGUGCCCGCCAGGUUGAAGAGCUCACUAAGGAAGUCCAUAGUAGGAAGGAGAAGGAUACAUCUAGCGUAGAAGUACAGACAGAGGACUAUGCUGCGUGGUCACAAGGAGAUUAUUACUACUAUGAAAAUUAUUACAAUCAUAUUGAUACUCAAGAUUGUGCAUCUGAACUGCCAGUGCAGCACAAUCAUGGGACUGAAGGCACUGAGCAUAAUUCCACAGAGGAAUUGCACACAGGUGCUAGUAUUACUCUAAGGACGGAUAGCACUGAGGUUGCUGAAGGUGGAGAAGAGGAAAAGUUCAUCCAGAAUUUACAGGAAGCAGAAGAUACUUCAGUACCAGAGGGUUCUUUGGCGGAGAGCUUGAGAGCUGCUGCAGAAGCUGCUGUUUCACAAACCGGAUUUAUUUACGAUGAAAAUACAGGACUGUAUUAUGACCAUAGCACUGGAUUCUACUAUAAUUCGGAAAAUCAACUGUAUUAUGAUCCAGCAACUGGAAUUUAUUACUACUGUGAUGUGGAAAGCGGCCGAUACCAGUUUCAUUCACGAGUGGAUCUGCAGUCUUAUCAGGCCUCUGGUACUCAGCACACCAAGGAUAAAAAAGGGAAAAAGAAGAGAAAAGAACCAGAGCGGAUUACUGCAAAUGAGUAUAAGGUACGUCAGUUGACAGAAACCAUGGCUAAUCUGAAGAUUUCUUCUUUUGGAUUGGCAGCUUCUGGUGAAGAUGAAGAAAAGAUCUGGCCUCCUUGUAUCAGAGUAAUUGUAAUAAGAUCGCCAGUUCUACAGACUGGAUCACUUUAUAUUAUCACAGCUGUGAAACCUGCUACAAUCGGAAGAGAAAAAGAUGUUGGACACACACUUCAGAUUCCUGAAGUUGGAGUCAGUAAGUUCCAUGCAGAAGUAUAUUUUGACCACGAUUUGCAAAAUUACGUUCUUGUGGAUCAAGGCAGUCAGAAUGGAACAGUUGUUAAUGGAAAUCAGAUUCUCCAGCCUAAAAUAAAAUGUGAUCCCUACAUCUUGGAGCAUGGAGAUGAAGUGAAGAUUGGUGAAACUGUGCUUUCUUUUCACAUACAUCCUGGCAGUGAUACUUGUGAUGGAUGUGAACCAGGACAAGUCAGAGCACAUCUUCGCCUGGACAGAAAAAAGGAAUCUUCUGUUUGCCCAGCACUUAGCAAAGAAGAGAGAGAGUUAGUCAGAAGAAAAGCUUUAAAACAAAUACGGGUAAAAUAUGGUUUACAGAACACAGAGUAUGAAGACAAUAAAGCAGUGAAGAAUCCAAAGUACAAAGAUAGAGCAGGAAAACGCAGAGAGACCAUUGGAAGUGAAGGAACCUUCCAGAGAGAUGAUAGUCCAGCUUCUGUUCAUAUGUAA
Molecule: messenger RNA, 1503 nt
Organism: Fulmarus glacialis (Northern fulmar)
Lineage: Eukaryota; Metazoa; Chordata; Aves; Procellariiformes; Procellariidae
Gene: AGGF1
Product: angiogenic factor with G patch and FHA domains 1
Exons: 12
Coding region: 1-1503 (500 amino acids)
Molecular function (GO): protein binding
Source: RefSeq, a predicted model, not a curated record